CUCAUUUAUAAAACACUUGUAAAUCUACUGCUUAGUUUCCAAAUUAUUUGUCUAAGUUAAAUUCCAGUUAGUAAAAUGGAUCACGCCAUAACGCCGGAGCCGCACUUGGUGCCAGGGUACACUGGACACUGUGCCCAGAAUCGCGACAGAGUAGGCCGUACUUAUGGAAGACAAACCCACAAGCUGCUCAUAGAUCCCUGCAUUUACCAUGCUCCGGAACUUAUUGUGCCACCCAUUCAUGCAAAGAGAGGGCUGAAGGAUUAUCCAACCGAGCAAGAGUUGAAGAUUCUGCGUACUCGAGAGGGGCUGGUGGACUCUGUUUACAGGCAUCCCAUUAUACCGGGCUACGCCGGAUUUGUGCCGAAUAUACGGAGUCAGACUGGCAAGCGGUAUGUGGCCGCCGCUUCUGCGGGAGUGGCUCGCCAUGAGACCCUGAUGGAGUGGUAUCGCUGCGAAAAGCGAACGCUGAAUCAUAGGGAUCUGCUUGAAAGCGGGAAAGGUCUGUUCGACCGCAAGAUUAACGAGAGGUUGCUACCACAGACCUACUACCGGUCACCAUUAAUUCCGGUGACCGGGGUGUCCAAGGGCAUCAAAGAUGAGUGCUGUCCACCAAAAACCGAGAAGCUGUCCUACAGCAAGUUCACAUCGCCGCACUUCCUGGAGGACGAGGAUGCCGACAAGUUUAUUAUCAACGGAUACGCCGGACACAUUCCCAUGUCAGUGACCCGAUUCGGGGAGUCCAACAAGGUACUCACCCGCCGGGCGUUGUGCAGCUUCUCGGACUACAUGUACAAGCGGAAGCGGGAUACUUGGUGCUGUGGACAGGAUCUCACCCGGCCUGCCAUCACCUGUCCGCCCGUGGAGCACUUUAUCGUCUACCACAAAGACGACGGCAUGGUGCCUAGUUAUGCGGGCCACGUCCCCGGGGAAAUGUACAAAUUCGGGCGCACGUACGGCAAGACCACUUACGACGCCAAGCGCUGGCUGGAGGUGCAUAAGAACCUCACUGUGCUGCCAGAGGUGGCCAACCUGGACUACGCCUACUAAGGAGCCCCAUUUAAGGGUAUCUCCCCUGGCACAAAUUUUAAACUGUAACGUUUUCCGCAGAGCGUUGCCACAACUUGCAGUGAAUGCAAUAUUAACUGGCUAUCUUGCACCUGGUCCCACCGGCGAUUGUUGUGAUGUAUCGAUACAACAACAACAUCCCCAGCUUUCUAUCUACGUCGUUUGUUGCAGCAAAUAAAUAAGUUUUAAUUGA
This is a messenger RNA of Drosophila ficusphila, 1258 nucleotides long. Its product is annotated as UPF0605 protein CG18335. Lineage: Eukaryota; Metazoa; Arthropoda; Insecta; Diptera; Drosophilidae. The record is from RefSeq and is a predicted model, not a curated record. The transcript is spliced from 2 exons. Bases 76 to 1047 code for a protein of 323 amino acids.